This is a messenger RNA of Suillus paluster, 2571 nucleotides long. RefSeq lists its product as uncharacterized. NCBI's taxonomy places the organism in Eukaryota, Fungi, Basidiomycota, Agaricomycetes, Boletales, Suillaceae. Bases 1 to 2571 code for a protein of 856 amino acids. The record is from RefSeq and is a predicted model, not a curated record. The transcript is spliced from 17 exons.
AUGUCUGCACAUCUACAAUACAUACAAGAUGAAAAACGGCAAGUUUGUGAUACCUGUGGACACAGUUUCAAGCCAAAAGGCUUCAACAGUCAUCAAAGAGCCUGUGAGCGACAUGCAAGAGAGUCUGAAGAAGAUGCAGAGCAAUGGGCUUCGAUCCUGCAUGUACAAGCAGCUGCUGUGCCGGCCCUGUCCGUACAAGCUGCACAUGGCAAUGCCUGGAUUGAGCAGGACUACAACCAUGAUCACAAUAACGACCAUUAUAAUGCCGAUGUUGACAUGUCAUCAGAUCACUCCGACUCGGAGCCUGAUGUCGAUGUCCCUGGACCCACUAUCGACAAUAUCCGCACUGAAUUUCACCCACAUGUGAGGAUCGCACCACGCAUCGAAGUGUUCACUGAUUUCACCCAACACCACAAUUACGAGCCACCCUGCCCGGAACACCAGCCCUGGCUUCCAUUUUCAUGUCGACUUGACUUUGAGGUUGCCGAAUUGGCACACGAGGCCGCACUCACCCAUGAGCAAACAACACGCCUCAUCCGGUUGGUUCAACGCAGUAAGAGUGAAGUUUUCACACUUAAAAAUUAUGCCGAUGUUCGGAAUACUUGGGAAGCGGCGUCUCAUCGAUUGACACCAUUUGAAAAGGAUACUGUUGUGGUUCUGCUUGACGGUACAGACAAGGAAUACACAGUUUACUUUCGCCCCCUUUGGGAUUGGGCGAUUGAUAUUCUGUUCAUCGAUGAACCAUGGACGGCGGAUGCGUUCUGGGACUGCCAGUCUCAGAUACCUCCUGACGCGAAACCAUUAGCGUUUAUUUUGUAUGCUGACAAGUCAAAACUAUCAUCAUUCGGUCGUGAGAAAGGAUAUCCUGUAAUCGCUUGCCUAGCAAACCUUCCCGUCACCAUCAGAAACGGAAGCGGGAUGGGUGGGGGCCGGGUGGUUGGGUGGCUCCCAUUGGUCAAAGAGGACCCGAAAUACAAAGGUACACCACAAUUUGCCAACUUCAAAGUAGCUGUAUGGCAUGCGUCCAUCAAGAAGGUUCUCGCAUCAAUUGUACCGCCUUCAAUAAGUGGCCGAUGGGCAAAUUGUUGGGACAAUAUUGCAAGGCUCUUCUAUACCCUGGUGUUGAUACUGUCCGCAGACUACGAGGAGCAGAGUGUAAUGUCACUCACUUGGGGUGUUAUGAGCAACUUUCCGUGCCCGAUCUGUUUGAUUUCCGGAGAUGAAUUAGCUUCCAUCAUGCCUCAUAACUACGCUCUUCAGACAAGCCAGGCAACAAACACCCUUUUGAUCGAGGCAAGGGCGGAGCACCGUAAGGGACGACAGGAGGCAAUACUUAAGAGUCAGUCAAUUCGUGAUGUUGAUAAUGCAUUUCAUGACAUGAAUCUGAAGACUACUGAUGUGCACCACGUGCUAUGCUAUGACCGACUUCAUGCUGUCCUUUGGGGUCUCUUCGGGGAUCACAUGUGGCCAGAACUACAACUACUAAUUGGCCUUUUGGGACGCAACCCCACCAUGAAAAUUGACCAGAAUUUUGAUGCACUGCCUUGUUGGCGGAAUUUGAACCAUUUCAAUGCUGUUAUGUCUAUAUCAUUCACCGACGGAAGUAAAUACAAAGAUAUUUUCAAGAGCUAUGUACUAUUGAAUCAGCUGAUUACAUUCACGGCUCAUGAUGUUCUUCCAAAUGCUGAUGAAACACUUGAGGUACAGACCACAACAACAAUUGUGGGAGGACGAGAAGCCCUUGAAAAAUUCUCCGAGCUAAUGAAUAAAUAUAUCGAGAAGUCUCAAGCUAUAUGGCCAGACAAGAACUGGUCAUUUCCGAAGAACCAUCUAGCUGCCCACCUAUUUGACGACAUCGAGGCUAAGGGAGUGACUCGCAACUACAACACAAAGCCGAAUGAGAAGUGUCACGGCCCCCUGAAGGAAUCAUAUCAACGAUGGACUAAUUUUAAGAAUGUUGCACCACAGAUUUUACGUGCAGACCAUUGGUCUCUUGUUUCUGAGUUCAUCAGUGGUCGAGUGGAUGAACUGGAUGCAUACAACACUUGGAUGGCCAAAGACGAGGACAAUGAGAACGACCCUGAUACUAAUCAGGCCCGGGUGAACAUGUUACCAUUGGACGAAAUAACAGAGUUUCAAUUCCUCAAGGUUAACUAUGAGUCGCUAGUUGACUUCCGUCAGACCACCGACUAUCUCCGUUGCAGCCCGGGUUUCCAUAAUCUUCCCCGAUACGACUGUGUCAUUGUUAACACCACAGCUGGUGUCUUUUUUGCAUGGCUCCUCUUCCUCUUUACGUGUGUCAUUCAUGACACAUCCUAUCCCAUCGCCCUUGUACAUCCAUAUGAUGCACCAACUGGGAGGCACCUCCAGAAGGACAAACACCUGAAGUUUUGGCGUGUUAGAUCACAACCAAGAGAAACUGCUAGUGAGUUCAUACUAGCAGAAUCGAUCAUCCGAGGGGUUGCUCUUGCUCCCGAUCCUACUACAGCUGGUGACUUUCUUGUUAUGGAUACAGUAGACAGUGACAUAUUUCUGCGCAUGAAGCAAAUGCACCUUGCAGCCGGGCAUUAA